Myotis brandtii (Brandt's bat) is the source of this 2963-nucleotide messenger RNA. RefSeq names its product retinoblastoma binding protein 8 (gene RBBP8). Gene Ontology annotation, biological process: double-strand break repair via homologous recombination; DNA double-strand break processing involved in repair via single-strand annealing. The transcript is spliced from 19 exons. Gene Ontology annotation, cellular component: site of double-strand break. NCBI's taxonomy places the organism in Eukaryota, Metazoa, Chordata, Mammalia, Chiroptera, Vespertilionidae. Gene Ontology annotation, molecular function: single-stranded DNA binding; double-strand/single-strand DNA junction binding; Y-form DNA binding. The record is from RefSeq and is a predicted model, not a curated record. The coding region runs from base 185 to 2869 and encodes 894 amino acids.
AGCCGGCGGCCGUCUCCUCACAGCCCGGACGCGCGCCGGCAUCCCCGCCGGCUUCCGAGAAUCUCGAGUCAGCCUUGGAAGCCGUAUUUCAGCUGUCCAAAGACAACUUCAUACCUGUAUAAUGUAACAGAAAAAGUCAAAAAAGACAUUAGGCAAAUAGAACUGUGGAGCAUAUUCAAGCAAGAUGAACGUCUCUGGAAGCAGUUGUGGAAGCCCUAGUUCUGCAGAGAUAUCUAAUGACUUUAAGGAUCUUUGGACAAAACUAAAGGAGUGUCACGAUAAAGAAGUACAAGGUUUACAAGUAAAAGUAACCAAACUGAAAAAGGAACGAAUUUUAGAUGCACAAAGACUUGAAGAAUUCUUCACCAAAAAUCAGCAGCUGAGAGAGCAACAGAAAGUUCUUCAUGAAACCAUUAAAGUUUUAGAAGAUCGAUUAAGAGCAGGAUUAUGUGAUCGCUGUGCAGUAACUGAAGAACAUAUGCGAAAAAAACAGCAAGAAUUUGAAAAUAUCCGGCAGCAGAAUCUUAAACUUAUCACAGAGCUUAUGAAUGAAAAGAAUACUCUACAGGAAGAAAAUAAAAAGCUUUCUGAACAACUGCAGCAGAAAAUUGAGAAUGAUCAACAGCAUCAAGCAGCUGAGCUUGAAUCUGAGGAAAAUGUUAUUCCAGAUUCACCGAUAACGGCCUUUUCAUUUUCUGGCAUUAAUCGGCUACGAAGAAGGGAGAACCUCCAUGUCCGAUACAUAGAACAAACACAUACUAAACCGGAGCUCUCUGUGUGUACAAAUGAAUUGAGAAAAGUUCCAAAAUCUUCAACUCAUCUACAACAUAAGCCUAAUGAAAAUGAAAUUCUAGUGGCUGACACUUGUGAUCAAAGUCAAUCUCCAGUGGCUAAAACACGUGGAACAAGUAGUUAUCCCACUGAUAAGUCAUCUUUUAAUUUAGCUACAAUUGUUGCCGAGACACUUGGACUUAGUGUUCCAGAAGAAUCUGAAUCUCACAGUCCCAUGAGCCCUGUUGGUGAUGAGCUCUACCACUGUCUGGAAGGAGAUCACAAGAAACAACCUUUAGAGGAAUCUACAAGAAAUAAUAAAGAUAGUUUAAGAUUUUCAGAUCCUAAUUCAAAGACUCCUCCUCAAGAAGAACUGACUACUCAGGUAUCAUCUCCUGUGUUCGGAGCUACCUCUAAUGUGAAAAGUAGUUUUGGUUUGAAUACAAGUUUGUCCCCUUCUCUUUUGGAGACUGGGAAAAAAAGCCAUCUGAAAACAGCACCUUUUAGCAGCACUUCUAAUUCUAGAUUAGAGAAAACUAGAUCAAAAUCUGAAGAUAGUUCCCUUUUCAUACAUCCUAAUCUUGGGUCUGAAGGGAACAAGAUUAGCCAAUCUUCUAAUAAACAGAUGCUUAUAAAUAAAAAUAUAAGUGAAUCCAUAAGUGAACAGGAUAAUAUUGAUCAUAUUAAAAAUGCUAUUACUGAUAAACAUGUGGUGCCCCUGAAAUCAUUGGGAUGCAAAACAUCCAAAAGGAAGAAAAUUGAGGAAGAAAGUGAAGAUGAAGCAAGCUGCCCCCAAGCCUCUUUUGAUAAAGAAAAUGCUUUUCCUUUUCCACUGGAUAGUCAUUCUUCUAUGAAUGGAGACUAUGUGAUGGAUAAACCUCUGGAUCUCUCUGAUCGAUUUUCAGCUAUUCAGUGUCAAGAGAAGAGCCAAGGAAGUGAGACCUCUAAAAUCAAAUUUAGACAGGUGACACUCUAUGAGGCUUUGAAGCCCAUUUCAAAGGGUUCUUCCUCAAGCCGAAAGUUUUUAAGUGGUAGCUUUGUGCCAGCCAAAGAUCCUCCAGAGGAGCCCCGUUUACAGGAGUAUGUCCUUCAGCCCCUGAUUAAAUCCUCUCCAGAUAACAAAACACCAUUACAAAUAAAAGAAGAAAAUCCUAUCUUUAAAAUCCCUCUACAUCCACGUGAAAGUUUGGAAACAGAGAAUCUUUUUGAUGAUGUGAAGGGUACUGGUUCUCAUGAACCAGUAAGAAUAAAAACCAGGUCAGUUCAUGGAGAAUGUGAACUUGCAUCAGUUCUUCAGUUAAAUCCAUGUAGAAUCGCUAAAACAAAACCUCUACAAAACAAUCAAGAUGUAUUCUGUGAAAAUAUCCAGUGGAGUAUAGAUCCAGGAGCAGACCUUUCUCAAUAUAAAAUGGAUAUUACUGUAAUAGAUACAAAGGAUGGCAGUCAAUCACGAUUAGCAGGAGGAGAGACAGUGGACACGGACUGUACGUUGGUCAGUGAAACUAUGCUUUUAAAGAAGAAGCAAGAGCAGAAGGGAGAAAAAAGUCCAAGUGGAGAAAGAAAAAUGAAUGAUAGUAUGGAAGAUAUGUUUGAUCGGACAACACAUGAAGAAUAUGAGUCCUGUUUGGCAGAUAGCUACCCCCAAGUAGCAGAAGAGGAGGAAUUGUCAGCUACAACAAAGAAACCAAACACUCGUGGUGACAAACAAAAUAAAGUCACACAGAAAGCAUUUGUGGAGCCAUAUUUUAAAGAUGAUGAAAGAGAGACUAGCUUACAAAAUUUUCCUCAUAUUGAAGUGGUUCGGAAAAAAGAAGAGAGAAGAAAAUUGCAUGGACACACAUGUAAGGAAUGUGAAAUUUAUUAUGCAGACAUUCCAGCAGAAGAAAGAGAAAAGAAGUUGGCUUCCUGUUCAAGACACCGAUUUCGCUACAUUCCACCCAACACACCAGAGAAUUUCUGGGAAGUUGGUUUUCCUUCCACUCAGACUUGUAUGGAAAGAGGUUAUAUUAAGGAAGAUCUUGAUCCUUGUCCUCGUCCAAAAAGACGGCAGCCCUAUAAUGCAAUCUUUUCUACGAAAGGCAAAGAGCAGAAGACAUAGAUGUUGAAGCAAAAACAUGAUAGAGAACAAUUUUUUUCUUUCUAGUUAUUUAUAGCUAAUGUUGGUAUUAAACACUGAUUUUUUUUUAAUCUUC